Molecule: messenger RNA, 1441 nt
Organism: Suillus plorans
Lineage: Eukaryota; Fungi; Basidiomycota; Agaricomycetes; Boletales; Suillaceae
Exons: 7
Coding region: 104-1228 (374 amino acids)
Molecular function (GO): FAD binding; monooxygenase activity
Source: RefSeq, a predicted model, not a curated record
GCCUCUUAUUACUCGUCCAUCCGUAUGACGAACACCAGAGUCAUGGUAGUGGGUGCUGGCAUCGCUGGUCCCAUUCUUGCAAUCUUCUUGAAGACUAGAGGCUAUGACCCCAUCAUGUACGAAAGACUCCCGAGUCCAGGAGAGGGUGGACUCAGCUUCGUGUGAGUACGCAUGCCUCUUCCUCGUGAUUGCCGUACGGAAUAACCUACGCAGGCUGCAACCCAACGGUCUCCGUGUGCUAUCACUCAUCCCCGGCCUCGUUGAACAGAUCCCCGGCUAUUCUCCAGAUAGCAUGGUUCACUGCUCCUCCUUGGACGGAAAGGAGGACAUUCUCGCCGAGGCUGAUAUUUCGCCAGAUGCAGCACGAGAACAAUUUGGCUUCCCCUUCAUCGGAGUCCGGCGUGCAGAGUUUCAACGGUUUUUGAUCGACACGGCUGAGAAGCACGGUAUCGAGAUCAAAUGGGGUCACCAGGCAAUUGAAUAUGAGCAAAGCGAGGACGCAGUAGAAGUCACAUUCGCGAAUGGCGUCAAGGACACAGCAAGCUUUGUCGUGGGCUGCGAUGGGCUGCAUAGCAAUACCCGAAUUGCACUCUUUGGGAAAGAGAAGGCAAACUUCACUGGAUUGGUGCAGUUCGGUGGACUAUCUCCAACACCACCUGCUUUCUCGGGAAAGUUUACGUUUGUGAAUAAUUACGGGAAUGGUCGCCACAUGGUUUCGUACCCUGUUGCGGAGGACAAGUAUUCAUGGGCGAUCACUACUCGGCAAGCUGAGGCAAAGGAGGAUUGGAAAACACAACACGUGGAACAACAGGACGAAAUCCGAAGAGGACCCCUCUCUGAUUGGGGGUUCGGUGCCGGAGAUUUGGGAAGAAUCGUUCUUUUGGGUGAUGCAGCUCACCCCACGAGUCCGCAUCUGGGACAAGGUGCCAAUCAAGCGUUUGAAGACAUUUACCAUUUAAUGCGGCUUUUGAAAAAAUACAACCCUUCUACUGGCCAGCCUUCGACAGAGUUGUUGUCGCAAGUCUUCAUAGAUUAUCAAGAUCUUCGGCUACCGCGUACAUCCGAGCUGGUGAGGGGGGCUAGACAGCAAGGGGAGGUUCGGGUUAUUGAAGGGAUUGAAGCAUGUAGGGUGAGAAAUGAAAAAAUACGGAUAGGGUCCCGUGAUGAAGCGGCGAGGAAGGCAAUGAGUGAAUUGUUAUCUGGACCGUUUAAGGACAGUGAAGUGUAGUAGCAUUAUCCUAGUACGAACGGGAUUUGCCGCAUAACGCGUGUCACAAUAUUAAUUCGUGUCAGGAGCAGCGACAACAACACAAGCGUGUCCCGUGAUUCCUGCAUAUUUCCACAACGUUAACGCAACCAUGCAUGACCCAUUCGAAGUGAGAAUGCAGUUCCUCGGGCUCAUUCGCAAGCUGAACGCCUCACAACAAUCGAUACAGAAAGU